Scophthalmus maximus (turbot) is the source of this 3284-nucleotide messenger RNA. Its product is annotated as lysophosphatidic acid receptor 6. NCBI's taxonomy places the organism in Eukaryota, Metazoa, Chordata, Actinopteri, Pleuronectiformes, Scophthalmidae. Gene Ontology annotation, biological process: positive regulation of Rho protein signal transduction; phospholipase C-activating G protein-coupled receptor signaling pathway. The record is from RefSeq and is a predicted model, not a curated record. Gene Ontology annotation, molecular function: lysophosphatidic acid receptor activity. Gene Ontology annotation, cellular component: membrane. The coding region runs from base 1698 to 2612 and encodes 304 amino acids. The transcript has 2 exons.
AGUAGAAGACAUUAGUUUAACAGAGUCACCAACAGUGCUAAAUGUUAAAGUAACAUUAGCCUUCAUGUACUAUGAUGAUCUGUAGUCAUUACACAUUUAGGUGAGGGAUUUUCUUCUCUCCAGUUUAUCCGUCCAGAAAUUGAAAUGUUAUAUCCAACUGUAGUGUAAGACACUACUUUGACCAUUUUCUAUGUUUUCAAUCUUCCACUCGACAUUAACGACUGUGAAUUUGUUCAGGUCUACAUCGAUGUGACCGUCUCAAAUCAAUGUCUGUGAUUUAUAUUAAUAUUGGUGUCUCAUCCCUCCUCGUCUCCCUCUCACAGGAGACACAAGUGAAGGAGGAGAGGAAGGGUCAUGAGGAGUGCAGAGACACAAAAUAACUUGCAUGAAGGCAAAUACAAUCAUUUUUAAAAAAGCAUCAGGAAAAAAAUUCCUGGAUCUGCCACUUUGUUAAGGACUGCCCCAAAUUAAAUGGAUUCUUUCUUGGUCCAUGUCCCAUCCUUCCACCGGAUUUUGUGGAAAUCUGUUCUGUGACUUUUGCAUAAUCCUGCUGACCAACCAACCAAACAAACAAGGGCAAAAACCAUAACCUUCUUGGGGGAGGUAUAUGUAUCAAAGAGGUGUUAAUUCCAAAGUGACUAAAAUUUCUCGAAAUUGUUGGAGCUGUUCUUUUCUUAGCUUCAUCCUUAAUUUAUUCAAAAUUAUUGUAGGCAACUGCACAAAGGCGAAAAUACUUGCCGAAACAGAGGCCCUCUGCAGAUUUAUGACAAAUGUUGUCAUCAUUAAAACAUUUCAUGCCCCAGAUCGAGGCCAGACUCAAAUUUUCUUAUUUUAUUUUUUUGUUUAACCUGUAUUUUUCCAGGAAUAUUCCCAGAUUCAAAAUCUUUUUUGCAAGGGAGUCCGGGCCAAGAUAGCAGCUUCAAAAAAGAGUACCAAUUAAUGAAACAAAACAGCAACUAAUAACAAAUGGCCUAAAAACUGUAUAUAAAAUAACCAAGAGAUACAAGUAAAACAUACAGCAAACUACAUUGAUGAAUUAACCAAUGCUCAAAAUACUUAUGGAAAUGGAUGCCAGUUCUUUGUAAUGGGUUUCACUUGUUGUGAAGGUCAGAGCUUUGCUCACCUUUACACAUAUUUGAACAGAGGAAAAAAGACACCAGCGUGCAAAAGCUGUGACACUGACUGACUGGCUUAAAGCCGUUUGCUGAUUUUGAGUUAUUUUAUAAGGCAGUAGUCUACCUCUAUCUAUUUUCUACCUUUCUGAUCACUCUCUGUUCACAUUAAUUACCAUAAUCAAACCUUUGUUAAGAGCAGUGUAAAAUGUCCCUAAUAAUAUGAAAAUUUGUAAAAUUGUAUUUAAUGUUAAUGAUAAUUUUAUUUUCUCUGCUGAUUUCCAAAUUAUAUUAUUUGAUUUUAUCCGAAACCCGUGGCUGCAAUUAAAUCUCCUAGAUCCCUGCGGACUGGAUCUGGUCUCAAAAUUAAACUGGUAAGGUUAUAUCCAAAGAGACAAAUGAAGACUUUCAUAGCAGCAGGACUGCAGGAAGGCGACGACAAAUAGCAGACAGAGGGUGAGAUUGGUCAACUUCCUGUGCCGAGAGCAAAAGUGUGUGUCAGUAUGCUGGGGUGACAGCCACAAUCUCUCUCUUCCUCUGGAUCUUCAGACAUUUUCAUCUAUUUUGAAAAUCAAACAGGUCAUUAUGUCCAUCAACACCUCCACUGCAUGCCACAACGACAGUACAGGCCACAUUAACAUCAUUCCUGUGUGCAUCUACUCCAUCAUUUCCACUCUGGGACUCGUCUUUAAUCUCACAGCGCUCGCCUUUUUUUUCAGUCACACCAAAUCCAGGUCACAAACCAGUGUCUACAUGACCAACCUGGCCAUAGCGGACACACUGCUCAUCCUCACAUUACCCAUGAGGAUCUACCACCAUCUGGGUUUCGCUGGUCUUCCUCAGUGGCUGUGUGACGGCCUCGGUCUGGUCCUGAAGGCCAACAUGUAUGGGAGCAUCUUCCUCCUUACUUGCAUUUGCUUUGACCGUUGCAUGGCUGUCAGCUUCCCCAUGUCAUCGCGUGUUCAGGAAGGUAGAGAGAAAGCGCCCCUGAUUUGUCUCGGAAUAUGGAUUCUCACCUUUGGAGCCAGCCUGCCCAUCUACCUGUCCAAGCGCACACAGGUUUCCAAUAAGAACUGUUUUGAUGACCUGCCAGUCUACGCCAUACAACAUGCGGUGGUUUUACCCACACUGUUUGUGGGGUUUGGGAUCCCAUUGGUUAUCAUGCUGAUCUGCUCCUGGGGUCUGGUCCGUGCUGUCCACCAAAGCACUGUGUCCCAGACCAAGCUAGUGGACAGCAGAAAAAUUUACAGGAUGAUCACUGCCAGCCUCAUGAUUUUCCUGCUUAGCUUCCUCCCUUACCAUGUCAUCCUGGUUAUCCUCUCUAUGUAUAAAGAGAAUAUACCAUGCUCCAUACAGAGUGCAUACCGCUACAGCCUGAUGGUAGCAUGUCUCAAUACAGUACUAGAUCCCAUUGCAUAUUAUUUCACCACAGAUACAUUCAGGAGGAAUGUAGACGUAAGUGCUGUCCAGAGGAUGUUCCCUUUGAAUAGCCAGAGUUAGGAGGUGAACGGCCAGAGCAGGAGGUCCGACAAUAGAUAGGGCUGCUGAAGAACCAAUCGAUACCACCAUUAAAAAACUUCAAAGCUAGUUAUCAACAACAACAUUAAAAUCAGACUUGUUUCUUACUUCAUAAAUGCAAAAAAUCAGGGUGUAUUUUAUUUACGGAUGGAGGAGCUAUGAUGACUUAAUAUGAAAACUAUUUUGGGAUCAUGUAUAUGUCACUGUGCAAUAACCUUAUCCAUAUCACUCAUCAAAUAUCUGAAUGUUUUCAUGAUAUUAUGGUGUCAUACAGAAUUGGCAAGUGGUUUAUGCCACUGCAUAAAUGCCACUCUUACAGGAGAACUGCUUUUUGCUCUGGGUGGAAUUGGGGUUAUGAUGUUAUUAGUAAAUCUUUAAUUUACCUACCUAUAUUAUUUGUAUAACUUGGCACUGUGAUGAUAGUUGACUGAAAAAUAUUGUUAAAUGUGUAGACACUGUUAUUUUUCAUUGUGAUCAUGUUACAAUAAAAAACAUUUGGUACCAAAUUUUGGUCAUAUAUUAGCAUGUCAAGCUGCUGUAAAUUCACAUCACUGCAACAUCCGAAAGAAAAGUCAGUCUGCAUUCAACAAACUAAUACUGCACAGAAAAUAAAUUGUGGUGGUUUUUAAACAACCAAAUAACCUUUAGCUGAUU